Molecule: messenger RNA, 1062 nt
Organism: Arabidopsis arenosa
Lineage: Eukaryota; Viridiplantae; Streptophyta; Magnoliopsida; Brassicales; Brassicaceae
Source: the annotation of a GenBank genome assembly
GAAUCUUGAGAUUACACAGAUAGAGACAGAGCAGCAAAAAAAGAAGAAGAAGAAGAGGAGGAUGAGUUGCGUUACACCAGCACUUCCUCCUUCACUCAUUACCAAUGGGUCUCUUUCGUCUCCUCAGAAUAUCUCCAUGGCCAACUUGAACAGUUUGGUAAAGGUUAGUGAUUCUGGUGCUUAUAAAUGGCGCCUUGUGAUAGCUUACGAUGGCACCCGUUUUGCAGGUUGGCAGUAUCAGGAGUCACCACCAACUAUCCAAUCAAUGUUAGAGAAAGCCUUAAUUCAGAUAACGGAGCUUGAAAGAAAAGAGCUUCAUCUAAUUGGAGCAGGCAGGACCGAUGCAGGAGUUCACGCUUGGGGUCAGGUAGCUCAUUUUGUCACUCCUUUCAAUUAUACUAGUUUGGAUAGCUUUCACGCAGCUUUAAACGGUCUUCUUCCUAAAGAUAUCCGUGUCAGAGAGCUGAGUGCAGCGGUUCCUGAGUUCCAUGCUCGGUUUUCUGCCCAUAGCAAGGUUUACCGCUACCAGAUUUACAACGACACUUUCAUGGACCCGUUCCAGCGUCAUUGGGCAUACCACUGUGCUUAUAAACUGAAUGCUUCUAAAAUGCGGGAAGCUGCAAAUCUUUUUGUUGGAAUGCAUGAUUUCUCUGCAUUUGCUAACGCUACACGGGAAGAUGGACUACCUGAUCCUUUGAAAACUAUAUCUCGCUUCGAUGUCAUUCAAAUGGGAUCUCUUCUACAGCUUGAGGUUGAAGGUUCAGGCUUUUUGUACAGACAAGUCAGAAACAUGGUAGCUUUGUUGAUUCAGAUUGGAAAAGAAGCACUGGAUUCAGACAUUGUCCCAAUGAUUCUGGAAACCAAAGACAGGAGGGUGCUUGCAAAGUAUACUAGUUUGCCUGCGCCGCCUCAUGGUCUUUGUCUUGUGUCUGUUAAGUAUAAGGAAGAUCAUUUAAAGCUUCCAUUGGAUUGUCCUGUAACUAGUUUUGGUAGACAUCACACUAUAACAAAAUGUAAACUUCCCUUCUAUUGAAUCAUUCUUCUGUUUAACAUCAGAAACUG